This is a messenger RNA of Entamoeba invadens IP1, 396 nucleotides long. RefSeq lists its product as hypothetical. The record is from RefSeq and is a predicted model, not a curated record. The transcript has a single exon. Lineage: Eukaryota; Evosea; Mastigamoebida; Endamoebidae. The coding region runs from base 1 to 396 and encodes 131 amino acids.
AUGUUUAAGCAGUUUGGUUUUGAUGGGAGUUUGGCACCCACCGACGGCAUCAAUAUGGAGUUUGAAGAAGGUCGUGCCGGAAUUGGAGCUUCCAAAGUUCCAUCAAAACCAGCUGAGCACAGUCUUAUGGACGUUUUAAAGAAAGUUAAGUCGGUUUCCCCUGCCAUUAUUGCGGAACUUAAGAAUGAGCAAGUCAAUGAGUCUCCUCUCGACGUCAAAACAAAGGAAAAGGACAUCAAAAAAGACAACAACAAGAAGGCCAACAAAGAGAAAAAACCAAAGAAAGACAAAGACACUACCGAGGUGAAAAUUGUUUUGCCAAAAGGGUUUAAAACGCCAAGACAACAAGCGAAGUUUGCUUCGCGAUCACCUACUGAGUUAGCUGGUGUCUUCUGA